Molecule: messenger RNA, 1368 nt
Organism: Clupea harengus (Atlantic herring)
Lineage: Eukaryota; Metazoa; Chordata; Actinopteri; Clupeiformes; Clupeidae
Exons: 4
Coding region: 385-1368 (327 amino acids)
Source: RefSeq, a predicted model, not a curated record
UAAUUCAAUACUGGACCAAUUUAGAUUGUUAAUGGUCCUUAGUAAAAGUUUAGAUCCAAACAUAUCUAAAAAAGGGCCCAGGUUGAAAUAUCCCAAAGUUUCCUUUCAAGACAACAACAAUACCUUUACUUGUGUAUGUGUAUGAGAUGUAUGUGAUGUUAAAUUACAUAAUAUUCAGGCUCAGUUUGAUGAACGUUUAUGACUCACAAACAAUCCAAGCAGUUAUGCAAAUAAUUCCUAUAACCAGGAAGAUGAAUUCAAUAUAUUCACCAAGAUUCUUAGUGUGAGUUAUGCAUUUUCUAUAAUUACACUGUACUCAAUCAUUCACUUCUAUAUCCUGUACCAUCUAUCACAGUGAGAUGUUAGAUCACACAAAAAACACAGAUGAAAAUGACACCCCCCCCCCUUAUUAAAUACCCUCUCCUCCAAGUCAUAAUGUUUUAUAUUACUUUUGUAUCAUUUCAUGUGUUUGUUGUAGACCCUGUCACUGAAGCUAAGGUCACCUGCCCAAGCAAUGCAACACUUCACUGUGAGGCAGAGGGUGACUCACUGGACUACAGCUGGUCUGGGCCUGGACUAAAGACUGCAGAGAUGAGGGGCCAGACUGGACCACAGAUCAGUAAGGAGAACCAGGACUCAGUCUACACCUGUGUGGUGAACAACACAGUUAGUCACAGCAGUGUGACCUACCAUGUCAGGGACUGCUUUACCUCAGACGCAGGAGAUCAUCAGCUCAUCCUAGGUGUAGUGUGUGCUGUUGCUGUUAUUGGAGUCAUUGGUGCUGCUGGGUUGGGCUAUUACUGCUACAAGAUCAACUCAAGAGGGCAGAAACACACUGGAAAUGAGAACAAACGUGAGACGGAUGGAAAGAUUAUAACCAACCAAAAGAAGGAAGAGAGUGUACUAUUGCUCACUGGAAAACAUCAAGCUUCAUCUUGUGCAGUAACACAAAAUACCUGUGACGGGUCUUCAGACACUGAGGAUAGAGUUACAGGUGAUGUUCAAGAUGACAAAAUGGAUACCACUCAAUUAGACUCUGCACCAAGGUCUGAUGAGAGUGCUAAGCCUUCCCCAACAGUUGUAACAUGCCCACAUGCCGAUUCCUCCUCUGGAUCUCCCAGACAGUCCAGAUACACUGAUGCUGUUAGAGAUGCAAAUAAGUGUUCAGGUAACAAGAAUAUGGAGGGGACAUGUGAAUAUGAGAAAGGAACAAACACAGUAACAGAGGAACAGAACCAAACCGCCGACCCGUCACUCUCUGGAUCAGCAGGAAGCAUCAGGAAUGAUGACAUCAUCAACACAUUACCACAUGGAGGGCAGGAAGAGGGAAUCCAGGUUGACGAUAGUUCAGCACACUUCAAAAGAUAA